Molecule: messenger RNA, 513 nt
Organism: Umbelopsis ramanniana AG
Lineage: Eukaryota; Fungi; Mucoromycota; Umbelopsidomycetes; Umbelopsidales; Umbelopsidaceae
Exons: 4
Coding region: 1-513 (170 amino acids)
Molecular function (GO): protein binding
Source: RefSeq, a predicted model, not a curated record
AUGUACAAAUUCGAAGUGGUGGAUCUAACAACGAACAAGAGUUUUGAAUUUGACGCUGAAUCCACGUUAAUCCUUGGUCGCGGAGAUCCCUUUGGUAUACAAGAUCGCACUGUUAGUCGAAAGCAGGUACAACUCGAAGCUCUAAGGGACGGGCGCUGUUUCGCGGAGAGACUUUCAGAAAACCCAAGCUUACUGGGCACCAAGUUGCUACCAUUGAAACACAAGGUUGAAGUAUCCCAUAAGGAUAUCAUCAGCCUACUUCCAGGGAAGUUCCCAUUCCAGAUCAAUUUUCCACAUCACUUCUUAGAAGGUUCCCAGGAAGACACACAGCCACUAUCGAACAAAGUGGAACCUCCGGUUAUUUCAGAUACAGAAUCCCCCCAUGAUGAAGCUGAAAGCCACAGUAGUGACCAGGAGGACAUUGAUUACACCAUAGAAUCAGGACACCCGGACGGCUUAUCGUUCUCCGAAGAAUCAAGCUAUUUGGGAGAGGUUUCUGAUGCAACAAUUUGA